AUGGACGGGGCCAAUGGCAUUACAGAAUGUCCUCUAGCACUAGGUCAAUCCGAGACCUACACCUUCUUAGAAACACAAUACGGCACAACUUGGUAUCACUCUCACCAUUCACGUCAAUAUGGAGAUGGAUUGUGGGGCACCAUUGUCAUCGAUGAACCAUCAAGUGCCAAUUGGGACAUCGACCUUGGUGUCUUACCUGUCCAAGAUUGGUUCUACGAUAUAUCUGAAACUAUCAUGUACAGGCUCGUUCGUGCGCAGAUUCGCAACCAGCCGGUGGCCAAUAACAUCCUUAUUAACGGUACGACUGUGAACUCGGCUGGUGGAGGAGUUUACCAUGGCAACACGAUUGAGAAGCCUACUGGCUUCAUGUCGUCUCAAGCAGGUUGCAGUGCCAAUAGUGUGACGAAUGCCGUCAGUGUUUUCAGCUACGAAGGAGCCAACAACACUAUGCCUAGCGACAGAAUUCGCAAUAACGCCCCUCCGACCAGUGAUUGCGUCGAUCCGAAUAGCGAUCUUAUUCCGUGGGUUCCUCUCAACGUCUCAUCCAACGAAACUAUUCCCCAAUCCUCCCGCCUCGACGUCGGAUUUGCAGUUGUCCAGAACAGCUCCUCUCAAACACAGACCCUCGUCCAAUGGACCCUAGACUCGACCGCCACUGUCGCCGAAUGGCAUCAUCCAACCCUCCAAUACGUCCGUGGAGGCACCUCAGCAUACCCCCGCAGCAUGAACCUCAUCAACCUCCCUACAAAGAACCAAUGGUCCUUCUGGGUUAUCCAAGCCCAAGUCAACUCGAUAACUCCACCACCACAAGCUCACUCUACGCAUCUCCACGGCCACGAUUUCUAG
Lithohypha guttulata is the source of this 846-nucleotide messenger RNA. RefSeq lists its product as uncharacterized. NCBI's taxonomy places the organism in Eukaryota, Fungi, Ascomycota, Eurotiomycetes, Chaetothyriales, Trichomeriaceae. The transcript has 2 exons. Gene Ontology annotation, molecular function: copper ion binding; oxidoreductase activity. The coding region runs from base 1 to 846 and encodes 281 amino acids. The record is from RefSeq and is a predicted model, not a curated record.